This is a messenger RNA of Branchiostoma floridae (Florida lancelet), 3488 nucleotides long. RefSeq names its product neuronal PAS domain-containing protein 1-like. Gene Ontology annotation, biological process: regulation of transcription by RNA polymerase II. Gene Ontology annotation, molecular function: transcription cis-regulatory region binding; protein binding; nuclear receptor activity. The record is from RefSeq and is a predicted model, not a curated record. The coding region runs from base 1 to 2037 and encodes 678 amino acids. The transcript has 9 exons. NCBI's taxonomy places the organism in Eukaryota, Metazoa, Chordata, Leptocardii, Amphioxiformes, Branchiostomatidae. Gene Ontology annotation, cellular component: aryl hydrocarbon receptor complex; nucleus.
AUGUCUAAAGUGGCUGCUCAGUCCCAGGGCAGUGUGGAAGAGUCUGGGACACUUUGUGCAGGGCAGACCUCCCUGCACAAGCCCAACGGUCUAUCCAACAGACUCACUGACGGGAGUGGUACAAGCCAUGGCAGCCAGCAGUACCAUGAUACAUACUUUCCGGAAGGGGAGAUGUUACUUCAGGCCCUGAAUGGCUUUGUGGUGGUAGUGACAUGUGAUGGGCUGGUAUUCUAUGCCUCUCACACCAUCCAGGACUACCUGGGCUUUCAGCAGUCGGAUGUGAUCCAUCAAGGUGUUUACGAGCUGAUCCACACAGAAGAUCGGGCAGAGUUCCGCCGGCAGCUGUCCUGGAACAUGCAACCAUUGGAGGAAACUGCUGAUCCUGGCCAGGUCUCCGCCAACAACAACAGUGUGGUGCCAUACAAUGGUGUCAUGUGUCCAGAAGGCUCUAUGGUCCUGGAGAGGUCAUUUGUAUGCAGAUUCCGCUGUCUUUUAGACAACUCAUCUGGAUUCCUGGCUCUCCAUAUCACUGGUCGUAUCAAGCAGCUACAUGGUCAAAACAAGAAACUGGAGAGUGGGGAGCGUUAUCCGCAGCUGGCACUAUUUGCCAUCGCCUGCCCUCUACAACCACCCUCUAUUGUGGAAAUCCGGACCAAGAAUAUGAUAUUCCGCACAAAGCACCGGCUAGACUUCAGUCCACUGUCAGUGGAUCAAAAGGGCAAAGCUGUGCUGGGAUACACUGAGAAGGAACUACAGGCUCGCUCCGGGUACCAGUUUGUCCACUUUGCUGACACCAUGUACUGCGCAGACUCACAUGCCAGCCUGAUGAGACGUGGCGAAUCUGGUUUUGUCGUUUUCCGUCUCUUGAGCAAAGGAAAUGUCUGGAAAUGGAUGCAGGCAAAUUCACGGGUUGUAUUUCGGAAUGGACGUCCUGACUACAUCAUCUCCACACAUCGCCCCCUCAGUGAUGAAGAGGGUAAGGACUACCAUGACAAGCGACCAGAGCCAUUCCGUUUCCCCUUCACAGGGGUAGCCAUAUUGUAUGGCUCUCAGUCCAAAAUACCCGGCAUGGAGGAUCCUCAGCCAAGAUCCAAACGUGCCAAGUCCAGCAAGGCCGCCUUGCCACCAAAGUUUGACAUGGUGUAUGAAGCAAGUAGCAGGAGCAGGAACCCUCCCAAUGUACACCCACCAUCGAUGGACCCCGGAUAUCCCGUCAACCCCCCAGAGCCAGCAAUGGCACAUUCCUUUUAUGAACCUCCAAGGAAUGGACACAGAAGCGAGAAUGGAAUAUAUCUCCAGACUGAAUACAGUCACAUGGACACACCCUAUGGGGAGAAUAUGAGCAGGAGAGAUGUCAUGCCAGAGAGAUACACCUCAGAAUUUGCCAAAUUUGCCAACGAGGAAGGAAACCUCUUUAGCACUGAUGGCAACAAGUAUUGGAAUGACUCUCAGUUUAGUUCAGCUGUAGAUACACAUUCUCGGUCCAUGUAUCAAGGUCGUGGGUAUGAACAUGUCCAUGGCAAUGAUUAUGAAAGUAGGUACCAGGGGAAUGUGAGUCUUUCUUAUCCUUCUAAUGUCCUGACUUCUGCAUUGCUCACUGCAGAGAGUGAGGCCCCUCUCCAUUAUGACGAAAUCAUCGAUGUUAACUCAAGGGAAACAAAGAUCACAAAGAUUGAUGCAAACAGCUACAGCGACCAACCAGCAAACAGCAUGCUAUUUUCGGGGGAGAUGAUCCUUCACACGACUACGGACACAAGGAUUCCUCCUUAUUCUUCUUCUGUGACCCUCUCCGACUUGUCAGCACCCAACCACAACAGUCCAGAUCCACUGCAUUCAUCAGAGUGGUUGUCAACAGGCAGAAGCAUGAACCACCUGGUGGACCAUGGGCACAAGGCCUGCCCAGGGUACACGCUAGGUGAAGUCCCAUACAUGAGUGGGGCCACACAACGCUUAUCACACCUGCCACCCAAUCCACAGAUUGACAUACCACGGGUAAGUACAGCGUUUUGCUUUCGCCAAGAAAGAUAUGUUUUUUAAGCAGUUUGUGUGUCUGUUUGUGAACAUCGUAACUCGAAAAACUGUGGGGAUGAAUCCUGAUAAUAUUCGGUAGGUGGAAACAAAGGUCAGGUUCAAUAAUGGACCCCCUUAUAGUAUUUCCAGUUUUGAUAUCUCCAGUUAUGGACAUCCUAGGAUCAUGAUUUAUGAGAGUAGAUUGCUCCAGGGAAGGAGAGCAAGACUUAGUGAUGUAGCCUAAGGUUGUUUUAGAAGCAGCCAUUUUUUUCAGAAUUAUCAUGAUUUUUUUGCCACACCAAUAAGCUGGGAGUAAAACUUCAAUAUGACUGGAUAUAUGAGAAUUCUUGUACACAACCAAAAUUAAACUUACUUGCUUACAUUUCGGUGUCUAUCAGACACCUUCCUCAGAGCUUCUGACUGGAGUUCUGCUUCUCGCCGCUAUAUGUAGCCGAUGUAGGUGGCGCUUUUGCGAUGAGAAGAUUAUCCCAAACGUGUCUAAGUUUGUAUCCCCCCUCGUCCCGAUUCAUCACUGGGGUUGACCUUCUUAUCCAUACCGCCUCUUUAAUCCAUCUGAGUAGUCUGUUGUCUUCCCUGUCUAUGACCCUUGAUGUAUGGAAUAGUCACCAUAGCUUUGGACUUUUCUUGUUGCUUGCUGCUCCUUUCUUUCUGCUUUGUUCUCUUCCUCUGUCUUUCCACUUUGUUGAACGCCCACUGAGGGUAGCCGCAGUUAGUGAGCGCCCGCUCGACAUGUUGUGUCUCUAGAUCUUUAUCCUGGUCUUCUGUGAUGACUGUGUUGCAUCGGUCCAAUGAGUGCGAAUAACUCCUAACUUCUGGUGUAGAGGGUGGUGUGACUGAAAGUUAAGUUACUGGUCCGUACGUGUGCUCUUUCUGUACAUAAGGAGUUUUACUGUGCCAUCCUCCUUGCGCACCAGAAGAGUGUCGAGAAAAGGUAGUGUAUCUUCGUUCUCCUCUCCAAAACGUAAGCAAGUAAGUUUCAUUUUGGUUGUGUACAAGAAUUCUCAUAUCGUAUAUUCUACCAACCUGAUGAAAUUAUUUUCAAUAUGACUGUAUUUACCCCAUCAAACUAAGUGCUUCAUGGCUUGUUACCUUUGCCAAGAAGGUGGUCCUGUUUGUUUUUCUUUCUGUCUGAAAAUUCAAGAAACCGUAGAUGGAUUAAUAAUUUCGAAAACAGGUGUCGGAAGGCUAUCCACAACGCUUUGGCAGUGGUCUGGGUCAACUCACCCCAGACGCUGGUCCGCUUUAUAUAAUAAAGUGUCUGAAAAGUCUAAUUAUCUUCGCCAAGAAGAUUAUGUUUUCUGUUACAUGGGUCUGUAUGUAGGUCAACAGCAUACUAGUAUAAGUUGAGAAAUUGUGAAUGAAUCUUUUUGACUUUUGGUAGGUAUGUAGCGGUUGUGGAAAGGCAUGCCUACUUGGAAAAUGGUUUACCUGGCGUUUUCCUACGGUACAGCAGCGAG